UAUAAUUGCGCGGCCCGCGCGCGCGUUUCUCUCCUGGAGCAGACACCGGCGCGGGUGAUGGCUGCCCCUUCCCUCGUGUUCACGUUGGCCACCCGGCUGCUCCGGCCAGCGCAGAGCUGCCGCCUCCGCCAUCGCCCCUUCCACCUCUCGGUAGUUCGAAAUGAAGCUGUUGUCAUUUCUGGAAGGAAACUUGCCCAGCAGAUCAAGCAGGAAGUGCGGCAGGAGGUGGAAGAAUGGGUAGCAUCGGGCAACAAGCGGCCACACCUGAGCGUGGUUCUGGUUGGUGAGAAUCCUGCAAGUCACUCCUACGUCCUCAACAAAACCAGGGCAGCUGCAGAAGUGGGAAUCAACAGUGAGACAAUUGUGAAACCAGCUUCAAUUUCAGAGGAAGAAUUGUUGAAUUUAAUCAAUAAACUAAAUAAUGAUGAUAAUGUAGACGGCCUCCUUGUUCAGCUGCCUCUUCCAGAGCACAUGGACGAGAGAAAGAUCUGCAAUGCUGUUUCUCCAGACAAGGAUGUUGAUGGCUUUCAUGUACUUAAUGUAGGGCGAAUGUGUUUGGACCAGUAUUCCAUGUUACCAGCUACCCCAUGGGGUGUCUGGGAAAUAAUUAAGCGAACUGGCAUUCCAACCCUGGGGAAGAAUGUGGUUGUGGCUGGGAGGUCAAAAAACGUUGGAAUGCCCAUUGCAAUGCUGCUACACACAGAUGGGGCUCACGAACGCCCUGGAGGCGAUGCCACUGUUACAAUAUCUCAUCGAUACACUCCCAAAGAGCAACUGAAGAAACAUACAGUUCUCGCUGACAUUGUGGUGUCUGCUGCAGGCAUUCCAAAUCUGAUCACAGCAGAUAUGAUCAAGGAGGGAGCAGCAGUCAUCGAUGUGGGAAUAAAUAGAAUUCAAGAUCCCAUCACUGCUAAAUCCAAGUUGGUUGGAGAUGUGGAUUUUGAAGGCGUCAGAAAGAAAGCCGGUUACAUCACUCCAGUCCCUGGGGGUGUUGGUCCCAUGACAGUGGCUAUGCUAAUGAAGAAUACCAUUAUUGCUGCAAAAAAGGUGCUGAGGCUUGAAGAGCGGGAAGUAUUGAAGCCUAAGGAGCGUGGAGCUGCUACUAAUUAACUGUUGUGUCUUCUUUUCACGAACAACAGUCCAAGCCAGUUCAAGAGGCAAAACAGGCCAAUAGAAAUGCAAUAUUUUUUAUUUAUUUUACUGAAAUGGUUUAAAAUGAUGCUUUGUAUUUAUUGAAAGCUUAAAUGGGUGGGUGUUUGUGCACAGAGCUCUGCAGUACCUCACCAUGGAGCACGCCCGCAUCCUGCUGGGUUGUGUGAUCCAGCCAAGAGAAGCCAUUAACCUAGUGAUUAACAUGGAGGACAUUGUCACAGUGAGAAUGGAUGCUUAACUUUGUCAAGCCACUUAAGUUAAAAAUUGCCUUUUCUAGGAUUGCAUUUCCC
Molecule: messenger RNA, 1442 nt
Organism: Suricata suricatta (meerkat)
Lineage: Eukaryota; Metazoa; Chordata; Mammalia; Carnivora; Herpestidae
Gene: MTHFD2
Product: methylenetetrahydrofolate dehydrogenase (NADP+ dependent) 2, methenyltetrahydrofolate cyclohydrolase
Exons: 8
Coding region: 58-1110 (350 amino acids)
Biological process (GO): tetrahydrofolate interconversion
Cellular component (GO): mitochondrion
Molecular function (GO): methenyltetrahydrofolate cyclohydrolase activity; methylenetetrahydrofolate dehydrogenase (NADP+) activity; methylenetetrahydrofolate dehydrogenase (NAD+) activity
Source: RefSeq, a predicted model, not a curated record